UCACAGAUCGUCCAUACCGCGACCAUCGCCCGUACCGCGACCGCCGUCCUUACCGCGACCGCCGUCCGUACCGCAACCGCCGUCCGUACUGCGACCGCCGUCCGUACCGCGACCGCCGUCCAUACCGCGACCGCCGUCCAUACCGCGACCGCCGUCCGUACCGCAACCGCUGUCCGUACCGCGACCGCCGUCCGUACCGCGACCACCGUUCGUACCAGUCGUCCGUACCGACGUCCGACCACCAUUGGUCGUCCGUACCUGACGUCCGUACCGAGGUCCGACCAUCGGCCGUCCGUACCAUUUGUCCGUACCGCCGUCCGACCACCAUUGGCCGUCCGUAUCGUUGAUCGUACGUAGUUCCAAGUCUGCGAUCGAUAGCCAAUGCUUGAUUCGACAUUGAUCAAGUAUGGAGCACGAAGAUCGUUAUUCCGAUGAUGAACCAUGGUACCAAGAACACCAUGGUAGUGAACCGGAACCAGAGGCUACCGAGGACGAACCAUGGUACGAUGAACACCAUGGUACUAACCCGGAACAAGAGGCCACCGAAGGCGAGUCAUGGUACGACAAACACCAUGGUACAGAUCCGGAACCAGAGACUUCUGAAGACGAACCAUGGUACGAAAGGGACUAUGAUGAAGGGCAUGGAAUACAGGACCACCAUUGGCCGUCCGCUACACAAGCCAUCCCUUAUCGCGAGUCAUGGCCAAAAGGUGACGAAGACUCCGAAGGCGAACGCUUGGGUCCUUACUAUGCGCCACCGCGGAAUCACCGAGAGCUGCAGAAGGAGUACCCGAGACGUACCCGCAAAGUUCCGACCUGGUCACCGUGCGGAUCAUCCAGCAAGUCAAGGGCGUACCGUACGCGAACACAAGAUCUUCCGAGCUGGUCACCCCGCGCAUCACCGGCCAACAAGUCCAGUCGCGGCCGAGCUAAAACCAAGCCAAGCAUUGUUGGACCUUGGGCUAAGUCAAGGGAACAAGCCCCAAGGACGCUGGUGUAUUCUCCCGGAGCAAUAAGUUUCAUGGACGAGUUGAUCUCUAUCCAAUCUCAACUCCAAUACCUUGGAGAAAUGUUGGGCCAAGUAGAGACAUCUUACACCCAUGGAGAAUCAUCGCGGAACCAACACUCGGCCCUUGUGUCUCCGCCAACGCUAGAUCCGCGACCAACUGCUAAUCCGGACCGUGAUGAGACACAUCGGAGACGACAUGAUCCGACCGUCCAAUGCCGUGAACUGCCCACACGGAACGAGGAACCAGCCCAAAGAGAAGUCCGUCCCCAGAUCAUACCCAGGCCGGAAAUGACAAGGACGCAACCGGACCAUGAACCGGACAAUAAAGAAGAUGUCAACGGCCUUGGAGGAAUCAUAGAGAAGCCAGCCGAGCCGCCGGAUCACCAAGCGCAUAUACUCGGUGGUACAAGCCCAGGCAAUCAAGCGAACAGCGGUCGACUCCUUACCGCUCCUGAUCGAGACCAAGCCGACCUUCGACUGCCAUGCUCGGAGCAGGCCAUGGUACAUGAAUCUUCAUCCAGGACGUGUACCGAACCACUAGGCGACGCCAAAGGAGAUUCUGACCGUAUGAUCAGUUUCCUAUCCGGUGCUCACUCGGUAAUGGGGAGUUUCGAGCCAGGAGAGUCCCCACAAGCAACCAAGGUUCAUGAUGGGAUAGGAGCGACCAAUGCUGCUGGCCUUACCGGGAAAGUCUUAUCCUUUUCUCUUAAGGCCUUACUUUUUCCUUUUGAUCCCGGUUUUGGGCAGAGUUUUGAGGUCCGGUACAUUGGUACCAUCGCCUAG
Messenger RNA from Camelina sativa (false flax), 1792 nucleotides. The record is from RefSeq and is a predicted model, not a curated record. NCBI's taxonomy places the organism in Eukaryota, Viridiplantae, Streptophyta, Magnoliopsida, Brassicales, Brassicaceae.